GUUGCUUGAAUUACAAGCCAUGGAACUCGGCUCUGUCUCGCACCUCGAACCUCAAACACUCAUGAGCCAUGGCGGUGGAGAAUUUGGCUUCAAAUUCAAUGGCGAAUAUUUCUUGGCUUCACGGCCUGCUAUGGUGGAGAAACUGGGGUAAAAGAGACUGGGCAAUAUCAGCCAUCGGAUUUGCCGUCUUUGUCUUCGCUCUCGCUUUCGUCUCCUACUCUUGGAACUCUGAUCCAGACUCCAACCUCAGCUCCUCAUUCCAUCGAAUCACCGCGACCGAUUUGGUCGACUUGACCUUGUUGCACAACGCCACACGUAGAGGCGCAGUUUGCUUAGAUGGGAGUUUGCCUGGCUACCAUUUUCAAAAGGGCUUUGGUUCUGGCGCCAAUAGUUGGGUGCUUUACAUUGAGGGUGGAGGUUGGUGCAAUACAAUAGAAUCGUGUUUUUGGCGUAGAGAGAUCCAUUUAGGGUCUUCCAAACAUAUGGGACAUCGAGUUCACUUUACUGGGAUUUUAAGCCCUCACCAAGCACAAAAUCCUGAAUUCUUUAACUGGAACAGAGUCAAAGUGCAGUAUUGUGAUGGUGCAUCUUUAGCCGGCCACCCGGAUAAUGAGUUGAGGAAUGGAACACGCCUUUUCUUUAGGGGCCAGCUCAUCUGGGAAGCACUUAUGGAUAAGUUCUUCUCACUUGGCCUGUCGAAAGCGAAACAGGCCCUUCUUGCGGGAUGCUCCGCUGGUGGAUUGGCGGCUCUUAUACAUUGUGAUGAAUUUCGUGGUCUUCUGCCUAAGAAUGUAACUGUCAAAUGUCUUGCUGAUGCAGGUUUUUUUCUUGAUGAGAAAGAUGUUAUCGAAAAUCCCACCAUGAGAUAUUUCUUUCACGAUGUUUUCAUUCUUCACGGUUUAAGAAAAAGUUUACACAAGGAUUGUAUUGCAAGAAAGGAACCAGCUGAGUGUCUCUUUCCUAAAGAAAUUAUUAAAAGCAUUGCCACCCCAGUGUUCCUCCUCCACUCAGCUUAUGAUUUUUGGCAGAUACAAAAUAUCUUGAUACCUGAGGGAUCAGAUCCGUAUCACUACUGGCAAAAGUGCAGACUGGACAUUCAUAAUUGCAAUGCUACCCAGGUUGAAAUACUGCAAGGUUACCGCAGAUCUCUUUUGAAGGCGCUAAAAGAAUUCCAGAAAAAUAAGGAAGGAGGAAUGUUUAUAAGUUCAUGCUUUAUUCAUUGCCAGGCAUGGAUGACUGAGACAUGGCAUGCUCCUACUUCUCCACGAAUAAACAAUAAGACAAUUGCAGAGUCCGUUGGCGAUUGGUACUUUAAUCGAAAUGCAUCAAAGAAAAUUGACUGCCCGUUUCUAUGCAAUCCUACCUGCUAUCAUGUAAAUUUCACACACGGUUGAUUGAACUCAAGAACACAAGUUUUUAGCGGGUUAUUCCCUACUGUUGAUCCUUACUUCCUCAGUAUCCCCUGGUGGAAAUACUCUCCUCCUUGUCCAGUGCCUGAUCCUAUUUUUGUAGAUAUCGAAAAUGAAGGUGUUUUCAGAAGAAAACAGUUUAUAUUGUUGUCACUUCUUCACAUAUAGGAGAUAGUCAUUGUUAAAUUUUGUAUAUUACAAAUUAACCAAAUGAAAGGCCUUUGCUUGCAAUGUAGCGAUCAUUUUGAAACAGCUCAAUGCUCAAGGAUGUGUGUGUACGCUAAUUGCUAUGAUUAUAUUCUGUACACCUUACUUAACAGAAACCAAUUGUAAAUACUGCACCUCCUAAUUAUAAACCCAAUUUAGUGCUUGAAACUU
Messenger RNA from Prunus mume (Japanese apricot), 1787 nucleotides. NCBI's taxonomy places the organism in Eukaryota, Viridiplantae, Streptophyta, Magnoliopsida, Rosales, Rosaceae. The record is from RefSeq and is a predicted model, not a curated record.